Molecule: messenger RNA, 1047 nt
Organism: Triticum urartu
Lineage: Eukaryota; Viridiplantae; Streptophyta; Magnoliopsida; Poales; Poaceae
Source: RefSeq, a predicted model, not a curated record
AUGGCCGCCUGCAACCGCAAGCGACCUGCUGCUGUCCUCGACGCCGUCCACGCCACGACGGCUCAGCAUCAACAAUCGCCGGCGCGCUGCAAGAGGAGCCGCACCUUCAUCGGGAUCACCGACGACUACGAACAGGUGAACUGCCUAGGCCAAGGCGGCUUCGGCGUCGUCCUCAGGUUGCGCCACAAAGUCACCAAGAAGGACUUGGCCGUCAAGUUCCUCUCCUCGCCGGACGACACCGAGGAGGGCCCCGACGUCGAAGAUCUUUAUCGGGAGGCACGAUUCCUCGAGGCCUGCCAAGGAAACCCUUACGUCGUCGGCUUCGAGGGCCUGAUGCACCACCGCCAUGUCGUCCACCGCGACAUCAAGCCCGCCAACAUCCUCGUCGGGGACGGGGACAACGGGGAGCUCGUCAAGCUCUGCGACCUCGGGCUGGCCAUCUCCUUGUCAGACAAGCCACCGUACAGCCAGGCCGGCACGGCGCCCUACAUGGCGCCCGAGAUGAUCCUGGGCAAGCGAGACUACGACGCGCUCGUGGACACGUGGUCCAUCGGCUGCGUCUUUGCCGAACUGCUCACCGGCAAGACCUUGUUCGCGUGCGACGGCGAAGAUGAAGACGACGAUGACAAGAUAAAGGUUGACGUAUACCAGCUGUGGAGCAUCUUCCGAGUGCUCGGGGUGCCGGACGAGAGUACGUGGCCAGGGUUCACGUCGCUGCCGCACACCGCCGAGGCGCUGCGGCUGCUACCGGCGGGGCACAACCACAGCCGGCUGCGGGAUUUGUUCCCUGAAGAGAAGCUGUCCGAGGAAGGAUUUCAGGUGUUGCAAGGGCUCCUCACGUGCAACCCCGACAAGCGACUGACGGCAGCCGCCGCGCUGAAGCACCCAUGGUUCGCUGCUCCUCGCUCUGCCGCCGAUGCCGUUGAGAAGGUCGAUGCUCUGUCCUUUCCGAAAAAGAAGACACCAAGGUUCAAGUUCAUCCCGCCGGAGAAGAAUCUACUCAAAAUCCCACUGGCCGUGUGGAAAAGCCAUCUAUGUAAAUGCUAG